UGUGUGUUCCAUGGACACCAUGACGUACAAUCAUACCAUCAUACAAUCAUCGCAAGUUGCUUCAGCUCGGGACGCGUACUAGACGAAGAAGGCUAGCACAACACGUGAGUGGGGUCCUCGAGGGUCCAAGCUUAAUUGCAUCGCGCUUGCACGCGCUGCGUGUCGCGUUCGCUACACGAACUUUCCCAGGCCCUCUUGUUCACUUCCACACCUCCACACCACACUCCACGACACCGCGCGCUUCCACACCUAGACUUCCUCUUUCCUCACCCUAACACUUCAACUCUACUCUAAGUCAUCAUGCUUGAGGCACGCUUAACCCAGGCCAGUCUUUUCAAGAAGGUGGUCGAUGCUAUCAAAGACCUCGUGCAAGACUGCAACUUCGACUGCAAUGAUUCUGGCAUCAAUCUCCAGGCUAUGGACAACUCCCACGUCGCCCUCGUCUCGAUGUCGCUCAAGACCGAUGCCUUCGCAAGCUUCCGCUGCGAUCGAAACAUUGCUCUCGGUAUCAACCUCGGUUCCCUGACCAAGGUGCUCCGCGCUGCAGGAAACGAUGAUGUUCUCAGCCUCAAGGCAGAAGACGCCCCGGAUGUCGUCAAUAUCGUGUUCGAGUCUAGUAGCCAGGACAGGAUCAGCGAGUACGAUAUCAAGCUCAUGGAUAUCGACCAGGAGCAUCUGGGCAUUCCCGAGACGGACUAUGCGGCAAUGGUCACGAUGCCCGCUGCGGAAUUCCAGCGCAUCUGUCGCGAUCUCAGCGCCCUGUCCGAGUCAGUCGCGAUUGAGGUUUCUAAAGAAGGUGUCAAGUUCACCUGCACGGGUGAUAUUGGCUCUGGAUCAGUACAGCUUCGAAGCAACACAAAUGUUGAAAACCCCAAGGAGAGCAUCGAGAUCGAAAUGACCGAGCCCGUCGCCCUGACCUUCUCUCUAAAGUACCUCGUCAACUUCUGCAAGGCCAGCGGACUCAGCGACAAGGUCAAGCUAAAGCUGUCCGCGGAGGUACCGCUGCUGGUUGAGUACCCGCUUUCGGAGGGCACGAACAGCUUCUUGCAAUUCUACCUUGCACCAAAGAUUGGCGACGAAGAGUGAGUUAAGCAUGAUAUCCGGCGAUACGAACAUAAAAUACACGACUCCAAUGUUGGGUACGAUAGGGCAGCGUAAUGUUUUUGUUUGCAUGCGAAACGCGCAUCAAUUCUACGAGAAUGCUAGGUUUGGGGAUACCGCGGCCCAGCCAACUGUGGGGUG
Molecule: messenger RNA, 1242 nt
Organism: Paraphaeosphaeria sporulosa
Lineage: Eukaryota; Fungi; Ascomycota; Dothideomycetes; Pleosporales; Didymosphaeriaceae
Product: proliferating cell nuclear antigen
Exons: 5
Coding region: 301-1086 (261 amino acids)
Biological process (GO): translesion synthesis; mismatch repair; leading strand elongation
Cellular component (GO): PCNA complex
Molecular function (GO): DNA polymerase processivity factor activity; DNA binding
Source: RefSeq, a predicted model, not a curated record